GUCGGGUGUCGGCGCGGGGCGGGUCCGCAGCCCCUGCACGCGCCCGCCGCCCCCGGGAGCCGCCCGGGCCCGCCCCGCCCGCAGGGACCCGGGAUGCGGUGAGCCUGCCGGCAGCUCUGGGGGCCACAACCAUCCCCCCCAGCACCCUCUGGCUGGCUCUCCAUGCAGAGCAAAUGGACGGGAUCACCAGUGGCAGCCUCAAGAGGAAGUUUGAAGAUGCAGACGUGGGCUCAGCCGGCUCCAACUCCGACGACGAAAUCUCCAACAGCGACAGCGCCGACAGCUGCGACAGCGUCAACCCCUCCAGCUCCUCUGGCUUCAUCCCCACCUCCAUCCUCAAACGGCAGAAGCAGCUUCGGAGGAAAAAUGUUCGCUUUGACCAGGUCACUGUCUACUACUUUGCCCGACGUCAGGGUUUCACCAGUGUCCCCAGCCAGGGUGGCAGCUCCCUGGGCAUGGCCCAACGCCACAACUCCGUCCGUCGCUACACGCUCUGUGAGUUUGCUCAGGAGCAGGAGGUGAAUCACAGGGAGAUCCUCCGGGAGCACCUCAAGGAAGAGAAGCUCCACGCCAAGAAAAUGAAGCUCACCAAGAACGGGACAGUGGAGUCGGAGGAGGCUGAGAGCCUGACCCUGGAGGACGUCUCGGACGACGACAUCGACGUGGAGAACGUGGAGGUGGAUGAUUAUUUCUUCCUGCAGCCACUGCCCACCAAACGUCGCCGGGCUCUGCUCCGAGCCUCUGGUGUUCACAGGAUUGAUGCUGAGGAGAAGCAGGAGCUGCGAGCCAUCCGCCUCUCCCGGGAGGAGUGUGGCUGUGACUGUCGCCUCUACUGCGACCCAGAGGCCUGUGCCUGCAGCCAGGCAGGGAUUAAAUGUCAGGUGGAUCGGAUGUCCUUCCCCUGUGGCUGCUCCCGGGAUGGUUGUGGAAAUAUGGCUGGAAGGAUCGAAUUCAAUCCCAUCCGUGUGCGGACUCACUACCUCCACACCAUCAUGAAGCUGGAGCUGGAGAACAAACGGCAGGGAGGGCGUCCCCCUGUGCCUGAGGAGGAGGAGGCUGCCACUGCCUCUCAUGGCUCUGCUGGGGACUGGCUGGGCCCUCAGCCAGCUGAAACCCAGGACUUCCAGGAGUUCAUGGCGGAGAACGAGACGGCCGUCAUGCACCUGCAGACAGCAGAGGAGCUGGAGAGGCUGAAGGCUGAGGAAGACUCCAGCAACGGCUCCAGUGUGGAAAGCUUGGGUGUUUGCAUCCUGGAAGAGCCCCUGGCCGUGACAGAGGGGUUGUGCUCCGGCCUUGCUGCCCCAAUCCUUAUCCAGGCCCAGCUGUCUCCAGGCUCCUCCGUCCUCUGCUUCACUGACAGCCCGGAGCAAGCGGGCUCAGGGGUGGGCAACCAGCCCUACUUGAACAAUGGGCCAGUGCUCUACUACCUGGGUGCCAAGGGGGAGAGCAGCCCAGCUGAGCCACUGCUGCCAUCCUCGUCCUCCUGCCAGGGUGAGAAGGACCUCAGCGACCUCCCUGGCCCUGCGGUGACUUGCAGCCGAGCUGCCACAGCUGAGAGCAAGGGGGAAGCCCCCAAAAGUCCUCCCUGUCCUCCAGAGGCCCUGCCACCCUCCAGAGGCUGCCAAGUGGCAGCUUCUCCCUGCUGCCCACCUUCCCCAUCCCCUGGGCCACCAGAGUCAGCCCCGGAGUGGGUGCAUGAGCCACCCUCUGCUGAGGAGCACUCCCUGGGGCCUGUCCUGCCCAUCUGAGGGGUUUCUUUUCCCCCUCAGCACUCAUUUAUUUAUUGACAAUAAUAUUUUAUGGAUUGGCAGUUGCCACUGGUGGUAAUUUAAUUGCAGGGAGGGGGGGAGCUGAGGCUGCUUUGUACAGAGGAUUUUACGUGGUGUCACUCACCUGGGGCUGGGAGCUCUUUGCUUGCCCAGCUCUCCUGGGUUGAGUCCAGCAGCUUCUUCCAGGAGCUGCCCCUGUAGCCCUGCUACCAAAGCCCUUCCCCACCAACCCAGCACACUGGAAGGAACAGUUUUCAUGGUUUGGCCAAUGCUGGUGGCCUCUUGGUUGCUGUUCACACACCAGGACACGCCAGACAUGGAGCCUCCUGCUUCCCAUGGCAGCUCCUUCUCAUCCUCCAUACCCUGGGAGACUCUGCCCUCUUUAGCUUUUAGGGGAACAAGACCUUUUUUUCCAUUUUUUUUUUUUCCCCUUUUUAAUCAAUGAUCACCAGGCCCUGUCACAGCCCAGUGGCUCCAGGUGCUGCUCCUCCUGCCCUGCAGCCCUUCCCCCUGGCAUGUGGGACCAGUAUGGAUCAGGAAGGACCUGGAGCUGGUAGGAAGGCUCUCACUGGACAACAGAGGCAAGGCUGCAGCCCCCAAACUCUUCUAAAAAAUCAGGGUGGAGAUGUAAUCAGCCACUUCAGAAAACUGCAGCACACAAUGAAGAGCUCUGCCCAUCCCUCUGCUCCAUUCCAGCCUCCAGGAAAAGUCAAGGCAAUUGGCUGCCACGUCCCUGGACAGGCAGGAAAAGCACUUUCAAUCCCCAGGUAGCCCCUGGCUAUCCCCCACCCCGUGUGUCUUGCCAAAGAGGCCCCACUGAUGGUCCCUUGGGUGAGUCUCAGGGUGAUGGGGGCUGAGGGACAUUUCUGUCACCUCCCCUUCCCCCUCCUCCCUGGCUGCAUCCUCUGCCCUCACUCCAGCCAAGGGGAAGCAUCUCCCCUCCAUCCCCUGCCAGGCACCAGACUGGAUGAGCAGAGGGAGAGAAUCAAGGAGGGGGAGAGGGAGCAAAGAGCCCCAGAAAAACUCCCCAAGGAGAGUUCAACCCAACAACCCUAAAACUGCCCCUGCAGAACUGUCCCAGCUGAGGGCAGGGACACUGCUGGGGGUGACACCCCUGCUCUGCAGCUCAAAGCUCUUCUGGUGGUUGCCUCCUUCUGGCAAAAGCUGUUUCAGGGCUUCAGAGCCCCUUUGCUGCUACCCCACAGCCUGGUGAAGUGGCUUUUCCCCCCUUGUCCCCUCCCUCCCCUCCCAGGAGGGGACCCUGUUGCAGGGCAGAGGGGACAAGGUAUAUUUUUCCAACCAGUUUACUGGUUUUCCAACCAUGUUACUGGUGCACAGUACCCAGACAGCACUGAUCCCCCUGGCACUUCUCCUGGUGAUGUCCCCAUGUCCCAUCCUGGUGCCACCUCCCAGCUGCCACCAUGGCUGUGGGUUUUUUUUUCAGCUCCCACAUAAAAUAAAACAAUUCUGAGCUGCAAAAGCAGAGCAAAUUCUCACACACAAAUAUGUCCAAAUCUUUAUUUUCCCUCUUUUUUUUUUUUUAUUUUCAACAGCCCUGGUGCUCCCCCCCCUCAGCUCCAGGUCAGGACCUGCCUGGGCCAGGAUGUGGCUCCUUGGGGGAGCCCAGAGGCUCCAGGAGCUGCCAGAAUAAAACCUGAGCUGGGGGUGAGGUUGGUGCUCUCAGGAGAAGCAAAGAACUCACAGGAUUGAUUCUAUUUUUACAAAGCUGAUGCUGCUGGUGGUGGUGGUGCAAGGAAAGCACAUUUCUGCCUUCUUUCACUAUUUCUCUUUGUUUUUUCUUGCACUCACUGAGCUGAAUCCUGGUUCCUGCUCAACUUGCUGCCAUCUAAGACACCCCACACCCCUUGUCAUCUCUCUGGUGCUACCAAACUGCUGCAGGAGCCAUGACCCCACCCUGACCUGGCAUCCCCUGGACUCUGCAAUUCCCAAAACCCUUCUCAUCCUGUCUAAGGUGCAGUUAGGUUUGGGUUUUUUUUUUUUAAUUUUCCAGUGUGAAUUCAAAGCUUGUCCUCCAAAUAUAUUUUUUCCCAGCCUUUUCUGUUCCUUUCCUGGUGAUGAUGCUGUAUUUAAAGAGAAUAUUUAAGUGUAAAAA
Molecule: messenger RNA, 3882 nt
Organism: Calypte anna (Anna's hummingbird)
Lineage: Eukaryota; Metazoa; Chordata; Aves; Apodiformes; Trochilidae
Gene: CSRNP2
Product: cysteine and serine rich nuclear protein 2
Exons: 5
Coding region: 174-1748 (524 amino acids)
Biological process (GO): regulation of transcription by RNA polymerase II
Cellular component (GO): nucleus
Molecular function (GO): sequence-specific DNA binding; DNA-binding transcription factor activity, RNA polymerase II-specific
Source: RefSeq, a predicted model, not a curated record